This is a messenger RNA of Ceutorhynchus assimilis (cabbage seed weevil), 2954 nucleotides long. NCBI's taxonomy places the organism in Eukaryota, Metazoa, Arthropoda, Insecta, Coleoptera, Curculionidae. The record is from the annotation of a GenBank genome assembly.
UUUGAACGUCUAAUCUUUGACGGUUUAGACGAUUUUUAUACGAUAAAAGUGCGCCAAUAAUGGUUUGACAUAAUUUUUUUAGGUAUGACACACAGUUUUUGAACUAAUUUUUGAAAAACUAACUUUUGUGUGGGUGAUUUUUUCUGAUUUAAAACAAAAAUAAUAAUAAUCAUGGAGACGUUUAGUGGAUAUUACAAUUAUAAAUAAAAUGUAAAUGUCCGAUCGCCACUCAAAACUCAACUAUGAACCGUAGCGACCUCUACUACGCCUCCGAUUGGCUGAAUUGGACCCACUACGAAAACCUCACCGUCAACACAACAAACCCAGGAAAUGAAGCCUGGGAAAAAUGGACAGUCCUAAUCCAAGACCGAGCAGUCGUAGUAUCCUUACUACUCCUAUUCUCCUUAUGCACGGUGUUCGGUAACACCCUAGUAAUAAUGGCCGUAAUCCGCGAACGCUACUUGCACACGCCAACAAACUAUUUUAUAACGUCCUUAGCGGUAGCUGAUUGCCUAGUCGGACUAGUAGUGAUGCCUUUCAGCGCAUUGUACGAAGUCCUAGGCCACACGUGGUUCUUCGGGCCUGAUUGGUGCGACAUCUGGCGGUCGUUGGACGUACUAUUUUCAACUGCCUCGAUUUUGAAUCUAUGCGUCAUAAGUCUGGACCGUUACUGGGCCAUAACUGACCCGAUAGCUUAUCCCAUGCGCAUGACCAGAUUAAGAUCUGUUGUAUUGAUAGCUGCAGUUUGGGUUUGCUCAAGUGCUAUUUCGUUUCCGGCAAUAGUCUGGUGGAGAGCUGUCAGAACUGAGCCAAUACCCGACUAUAAAUGCCCAUUUACCGAGCACUUAGGUUAUUUAAUAUUUUCGUCAACAAUUUCGUUUUAUCUUCCAUUAUUUGUAAUGGUUUUUACUUAUUAUAGAAUUUAUAGAGCAGCAGUUGCUCAAACCAGAAGCUUGAGAUUAGGCACUAAACAAAUCCUUAUAGGUGCUGGAGAGUUGGAGCUCACUUUAAGAAUUCAUAGAGGUGGUACUUCAUGUAAAACCCCACAAAGUGAACAUAAUAGAUUGUAUAGUACUGCCGAAGAUGAACCAUUGACUGCUUUGGCGAAUAACGGCCUCAAUAGGAUACCGUCGACGCGGCUUGGUACUCACAGCAAAAACUUUUCGCUGAGCAGAAAACUGGCCAAAUUUGCCAAAGAGAAAAAGGCGGCCAAAACGUUGGGGAUUGUUAUGGGCGUGUUUAUAGUGUGUUGGUUGCCGUUUUUCGUGGUCAAUUUACUGUCCGGGUUCUGUUUGCAGUGCAUCUGGCACGAGAAAAUCGUUUUGGCGGUGGUCACCUGGCUCGGAUGGAUCAAUUCGAGCAUGAAUCCUGUUAUUUAUGCUUGUUGGAGUAGGGAUUUUAGACGAGCUUUUCUUCGAAUAUUGUGCGUCUGUUGUCCGAGAUCAGUCAGGCGGAAAUAUCAGCCUGCCUUCAGGAGUAAACCUAGUCAGUACUUCAACUCUCACACCCAAGUGCUGGAACCGACUGCGAGUACUUGUACUUAUGCGUCCGUUGGUCAACACGAACUCUAUCCUUUAUGACGUCACAUCAACCAUCAUCAAUCGGCUCUACCCAUAAGUCAAAGCGCACCUGGAAGUCCUACGCAUAGGGUCGUACAUUCUUGUACGCCUUCGCCAAAUACAAUAAGAAUUAUUGCAUAAAUUGUUUUUUUUUUGGAUAUCAAACAUUUUUUUCUUCCUUUAUAAUAUUAUAUAAAUUAUUAAUAUAUCUGUCCUUAGUUGCUCCUUAAUAAACAUUAUUUGCAUGUGUAGUAAAUGUUUUAUUUUGUUUUUUCAAAGUUGGGGAAAAAUAUACGCUUUUCGAUAGUUAAGGAAGGAUUUCCUGUUUGAUAUUCAAAAUACAAUAAACCAAUAACUGUUUGCAAUUAAUUAAUGUUCAAUUACUAGUAUUUGUAAAUAUAGUAUUUUCCUACUUGUAUAUUAUGUGUAAUGUAUGUGGGUAAAGUAAAAUACUUCCUAGAUAAUAUAAGCUUAGUUGUGUGUAAUUUUAGUUUUUUAAUGCAAAUAAUCCUCUUUUGUUUCGGGGUAUUUCAACAAUCUGUGAUAUAAGCAUUUUUGUAUAUAAUUAUUUCAAUCAUCAAUAAUGAUUAAUUCUGAAUCAAUUUGUAUUUUUUGUUUUGCUUUAUUAAUUGUUUGUACAUAAAUAAUUAAUUGUUAUUCUCUAUUGUAUAAAAAUGUCUAUCUGUGUUAAUUCAUUAAAUAAUUAUUAUAAACAAUGAAUGUUGUCGAUUUUUUAAAUGAGUUUCUACAAAUUCAAUUUUUAUUGAUUCCAGGAAAUGUUUGAUAAGUGAUUUUAUUACAGACAAUACAAAUGUUAGUUGAUGGGCAAAGCCUUAUGUAUCCAUUUGGGACCAUCCUUCUGAUUAAACUCGCCAGCAGUAUGAGCAAAUUUACUACGCAAAAUCCAUUUGGUGGUGAGCAAACCUUCGACUCCUACGGGACCUCUUGCGUGGAUUCUGGCAGUACUUAUACCGACUUCGGCACCGAGUCCAAAUCUGAAUCCGUCCGACAUUCUGGUGCUGGCAUUAUGAAAGAUGCAAGCUGAAUCGACUUUUUUUAGAAAUGCUUCAGCUGAUUCCUCUAAAAAAAAAAAUAAAAUAAUUAAUGAAAGCCAAUAAUUGAAGUCCGUAAGUACUAUUUUCUGUUAUAAUUGAUUCUGUAUGGCUGCUGCCGUAUUUAUGUAUAUGAUCGAUGGCCUCUUGCAUAUUAUCCACGACUUCUAUACACAUUUCCUUGUCUCCGUAUUCUUUUUUCAUUGAUUUUGCUAGAGGUGGUCCGAAUUGUAGAAAUUUUGAUAAUUUUGGCCCUGAAAUAAUCUCGAUGUUUGAUAUAGUUUCUUGACUGUUUUUUUGAAAUAGUGAAGGUUUUUACUGGGAAAGUCAAAUGUGAUUGAGA